AUGGCUGGUGUUGCCCUUCUGGGCGGCCACGGUUACGGUGGUCUCGGUGGAUACGGAGGAUUUGGUGGUGGCUUCGGCGGAUACGGCGGUGCCAAGGUGGUAUCUGGUCCAUCUUACCUCGUCAACACCGUCCACAAUGUCCACAAGGUCAGCCACGGUGGACACUACCUCGGAAGCUACGGUGGUGGAUACGGUGGUGGAUACGGAGGCGGAUACGGAGGCGGAUACGGAGGCGGCCACGGCGGUGCUGCCAUUCUUCUCGUCGGCGGCGGUCACGGCGGAUACGGCGGUGGAUACGGCGGUGGAUACGGGUUCGGUGGUGGCUAUGGUAAAUCUCUACCACGUGGCUACACUGAAAAGCGCAAGGCCAAACUCACCGUGAUGUACAAAGCAACGCUCAGCAAACUCUAA
This is a messenger RNA of Ornithodoros turicata, 411 nucleotides long. RefSeq lists its product as uncharacterized. The coding region runs from base 1 to 411 and encodes 136 amino acids. The transcript is spliced from 2 exons. The record is from RefSeq and is a predicted model, not a curated record. NCBI's taxonomy places the organism in Eukaryota, Metazoa, Arthropoda, Arachnida, Ixodida, Argasidae.